Sciurus carolinensis (gray squirrel) is the source of this 2607-nucleotide messenger RNA. It is a transcript of the gene Nasp, whose product is annotated as nuclear autoantigenic sperm protein. Gene Ontology annotation, cellular component: nucleoplasm. Gene Ontology annotation, molecular function: histone binding. Gene Ontology annotation, biological process: CENP-A containing chromatin assembly; DNA replication-dependent chromatin assembly. The transcript is spliced from 16 exons. NCBI's taxonomy places the organism in Eukaryota, Metazoa, Chordata, Mammalia, Rodentia, Sciuridae. The coding region runs from base 33 to 2498 and encodes 821 amino acids. The record is from RefSeq and is a predicted model, not a curated record.
CAUGGUGGAAGGGAAAGGCUGAUGCUCCAGGAAUGCAGCCUUUUUCAGCCAGCCAGUUAUCUUUCACUGAGUCAGUUGCAGGAAAUGAGGUUUCAUUCCGCUCACUGGUCCACCACUUGAGGGGAACGAUGGCCUCAGAGUCCACAACCACUGCUGCCAUCGCCGCGGAACUGGUUUCCGCCGACAAAAUUGAAGAUGCUCCAGCUCCUUCUACCUCUGCAGAUAAAGUGGAGAGCCUGGAUGUGGAUAGUGAAGCUAAAAAACUAUUGGGAUUAGGACAGAAACAUCUGGUGAUGGGAGAUAUUCCAGCAGCUGUCAAUGCCUUCCAAGAAGCAGCUAGUCUUUUAGGUAAGAAGUAUGGAGAAACUGCUAACGAGUGUGGAGAAGCCUUCUUUUUCUAUGGAAAAUCACUAUUGGAAUUAGCAAGAAUGGAGAACGGUGUGUUGGGAAAUGCCUUGGAAGGUGUGCAUGUGGAGGAGGAAGAAGGAGAAAAAACAGAAGAUGAAUCUCUGGUAGAAAAUAAUGAUAACAUAGAUGAGGAAGCAAGGGAAGAGUUGAGAGAACAGGUUUAUGACGCCAUGGGAGAAAAAGAAGCCAAAAAAACAGAAAGCAAGUCUUUGGCAAAGCCUGAAACUGGUAAACAACAGGAGAAUGAAAUGGAAAAGGGUGAAAGAGAAGAUAUGGAUAUAAGUGAGCCAGCAGAGAAGUUACAGGAAAAAGUUGAAUCGACUCCAAAUCAGUUAACUGAAACUUCUGAAGAGGCAAAAGAAGCAGCAGCACCUGAAGGACUGAAGGAACCUGAGGUCACUUCUGAGAAGCCAGAACAGGAAGCAUCAGGUGCUGAGGAAGGAAAAUCAGUUUCUGGAACUGAAGUCCAGAAAGAAGAGUGCAGAGAAAAAGGAGAUCAGGAGAAGCAGGGAGAGGUAAUUGUGAGCAUAGAGGAGAAGCCAAAAGAAGCUUCAGAAGAGCGUCCUAUAGUGACUCUAGAAAAGCAGGGCACUGCAGUGGAGGUAGAAGCAGGGUCUGUAGAGCCAAUGGUCAAGCCAGUGGAUGUGGGUGGGAAUGAAGGAAAGGAGCAGGUAGCUACCUCUGAAAAUGAGCCAGGAAAGGCUGUCCAUGAGCAACUGGUAGAGCAAGAAGUACCUUCUGCUGAAGAGUCAGACUUGGUGACAACAGAGGCUGCAGAGGUCUCAGCUGCAGGGGCUGGAUCAGAGGUCUCUGAGAAACCAGGGCAGGAGCCCACAGUUCUCUCUAAAGAUGGUGCAUUCAGUGAACUGGCAGCUGCAGGAGAUAAGACUCCUGUCGAACCACAGACUUCUGCAGAAAGAUUGACAGAAACAAAAGAUGGCUCAGAUCUAGAGGAGAAGGUCAGGACAGAGCUAGUUCCUAGCCAGGAGGAGACUAAGCUGCCUGUAGAAGAGUCUGAGGCAGCUGGAGAUGGGGUUGAGACCAAGGUAGCCCAGAGGGCUACAGAGAAAACACCUGAAGACAAAGUUAAGAUAGCUGCUAAUGAAGAGACAGAAGAGAGAGAAGAACAGAUGAAAGAGGGUGAAGAAACUGAAGGCUCAGAAGAGGAUGAUAAAGAAAACGACAAGGCAGAAGAAACACCAAACGAAUCAAUUCUUGAAAAUAAGUCUCUUCAGGAAAAUGAAGAAGAGGAGAUUGGAAACCUAGAGCUUGCUUGGGAUAUGCUGGACUUAGCAAAGAUCAUUUUUAAAAGGCAAGAAACAAAAGAAGCCCAGCUUUAUGCUGCACAGGCACAUCUUAAACUUGGAGAAGUUAGUGUUGAAUCUGAGAACUAUAUCCAAGCUGUGGAGGAGUUCCAGGCUUGCCUAAACCUGCAAGAGCAGUAUCUAGAAGCCCAUGAUCGUCUUCUUGCAGAAACUCACUACCAGCUGGGUUUGGCCUAUGGAUAUAACUCUCAGUAUGAUGAGGCAAUGGCACAGUUCAACAAAUCUAUUGAAGUCAUUGAGAAGAGAAUGGCUGUACUAAAUGAACAGAUGAAGGAGGCUGAGGGAUCAUCUACUGAAUAUGAGAAAGAAAUUGAGGAGUUGAAGGAAUUACUACCUGAAAUUAGAGAGAAGAUAGAAGAUGCAAAAGAGUCCCAGCAUAGUGGGAAUGUAGCUGAAUUGGCUCUGAAAGCUACUCUGGUGGAGAGCUCUACUUCAGGUUUCACUGCUAGUGGAGGUUCUUCAGUUUCCAUGAUUGCCAGUAGAAAACCCACAGAUGGUGCUUCCUCAUCAAAUUGUGUGACUGAUAUUUCUCACCUUGUCAGAAAGAAGAGGAAACCAGAGGAAGAGAGCCCCCGGAAAGAUGAUGCAAAGAAAGCCAAACAGGAGCCAGAGGUGAAUGGAGGCAGUGGGGAUGCUGUCCCCAGUGGAAGUGAAGUUUCUGAAAACAUGGAGGAAGAGGAAGAGGCCGAGAAUCAGGCAGAAAGCCGGGCAGCAGUGGAGGGGACAGUGGAGGCUGGAGCUACAGUUGAAAGCACUGCAUGUUGAGAGAGGGAAGAACCUUCCUCCCAAGAGAAAGUGUUUUUGUAUAUAAUGUAUUUUUUCACUUUUGGGGAUUCUUUUUGUAUAACUUCAAUAAAGAUUGUAAGUAAAGGUU